Oncorhynchus keta (chum salmon) is the source of this 8052-nucleotide messenger RNA. RefSeq names its product SHC-transforming protein 2-like. Gene Ontology annotation, molecular function: receptor tyrosine kinase binding. Gene Ontology annotation, cellular component: plasma membrane. Gene Ontology annotation, biological process: intracellular signal transduction; cell surface receptor protein tyrosine kinase signaling pathway. The transcript has 13 exons. Lineage: Eukaryota; Metazoa; Chordata; Actinopteri; Salmoniformes; Salmonidae. The coding region runs from base 678 to 2789 and encodes 703 amino acids. The record is from RefSeq and is a predicted model, not a curated record.
GGCAGCACAAUUCAGUCCCAUAAAUGUGAAAUAUUGAUGUUAAUGUAUAGUAGCUAAACGUAUGAUGUGUAUUGACUCUCUUCACUAAAUUAUUCAUUGAUGGUCUUUGUUAAAAAUGGCCGCAGGCAUGCAUGCUUUGCUUUUGCAGCAAUUGCCUACGGUAUGUCUUAUGGUGGGAAGCUCUGUCUUUCUGUCAUUGCCACAUGCAGGGACAAUAUAAUGUGUAAAUGGUGUCUGUGCUUUGCAUGUAGAUGCUGACUGUGUGAACAAAUGAACGUGCGUGCGUGUGUGUGUAAGCUAGGAGGGAGGCUCAGGCAGAUGUGUGAUGGCUAAUGCUGUCUGAGAGCAGCUGGGCAGGGCGAAUAGACAAGCAAUAACACAAUGACAUCACCAAGAGAGAGAGAGAGAGAGAGAGUGGGGGAGCAUGUGAGCGAGCCAGAGAAAGGGAGAAGGCUGGAGCAGGCCAGCUCAGAUGCAGAGAGGCUAGAGAGUGAAAUGAGCCUGUGUGAGUGGGAGAGGACCAUACAGCCCUCACUCAACAGGGGAUACAGCUAUUUCCGGAAGAUUUAGCAGAUUUUGUCCCGCUCUUCCAUUGCACCUCUCCCCCUCCCCCUUUCCCCUUCCCCUCAUCCUCUGUCAGCCCCUCUCAGCCUCUGCUUCAGGCUGCUCCUCCGGGCAUGCUACUUAAGCCAAAGUAUGGCCGCUUUCGCAACGACUCUGUGACCUCCUCCGACGACCUGAUGCAGAGCUUAGCUAUGAGCGGCAAAGUGGUGGCCACCCCGGUGGUCCUCUCCUCCAUCCCCAGCCUGCCGCUGCCCCCCCUGCCUCCUCUGGAGUCCAUCCCCCGGUCCUCCUCCGCAGCCCCUGCUCUGGCCGACUCCCCCUGCCUGGACGGGGAGCAGGACGCCACCACCACUUUUUGCAUGCUCAUCCCCAGGAUGCCUCAGUGGAAGUUCUCUAACUCGCUGCUCAGCAGGAGCCCCUCCAACUCCAGCUCCAGCAAGGACUCGGGCAAAGCUGCAGCCCCCUCAUCGCAGGGCUCGCACAGCCCCAGUGGAACUUCUGCCCCCAACGGUCCCAUGGCCAGUCUGGCUUCUGUUUUGAACUCCUGUGACCCUGUGUGUGUCAACCCCUGUUCCCUACAGGCCAUCAGCAAGCACAGAUCUGCAGCGGGCUCAGCCAGUCCAGGCGGCCACAGCGCAGGCGCUGCAGAGUGCACAGGGAGCCCCGGGGGCCACAGCGGAUCCAGGACGGGGAUGAACCGCAGGACAAGGGUGGAUGGCAUGUGGCUGGGAGGGGAGGACUUCAACCAGAAGGGCAGCUUCAUCCACAAGCCCUCCCAGGGCUGGCUGCACCCAGACAAGAAGAUCACAGGCCCUGGGGCUUCCUACAUAGUCAGGUACAUGGGCUGCAUUGAGGUGUUAAAGUCGAUGCGAUCGCUGGACUUCAACACUCGGACCCAGGUGACGAGGGAGGCAAUCAACAGACUGUGUGAAGCUGUGCCUGGGGGUAAAGGGGCCUGGAGGAGGAAGAACAUUAACAAGGCCCUGCAGUCCGUCAUGGGGAAGAGUAACCUUCGCUUCGCUGGUAUGAGCAUCGCUGUCAACAUCUCUAUAGAGGGUCUCAGCUUGCUCAUCCCCACCACACGACAGGUGAUAGCACACCAUCCCAUGCAGUCCAUCUCCUUUGCCUCUGGGGGAGACACGGACACGCCCGAUUAUGUUGCUUAUGUGGCCAAAGAUCCAGUCAAUCAGAGAGCAUGCCAUAUCCUGGAGUGUUGUGACGGUUUAGCUCAGAAUGUCAUCAGCACCAUCGGGCAGGCCUUCGAACUGCAGUUUAAACAGUACCUCCACAGCCCUCCCAAAGCCAUCCCCACCGUGGAAAGGAACAUCAGGACAGAAGACUCAGCGUGGGGAGAUGACGAGGACUCGUUGGAGCACGACUACUACAACAGCAUCCCUGGGAAGGUGCCUCCUUUUGGGGGAGUGGUGGACUCAAGGCUGAAACCUUGUACGGCCUUGCUGGGCCACAUCCACAGCCAACCAGAGAGCAAGGCAGUGCAGAUGGGUUCUCCAUCCAGGAGAGAGACAGCUUCCUGCCCUUCAGGUCAGCUGUGCUACGAGCUUCACUGGGAUACUGAAAACAACGGCAGCUCAGGUCUGACAUCAGAUGGUUACCAGCGGGCAGACGGACAGAUUCCGGGGAGCAGGGACUAUGAGGAGCACCUAUAUGUGAACACCCAGAGUCUGGAGGGAUUGGAGCAGGGAGCAGAGGGCCACAGGGGGGCCAGGGGGCCAGACAGCCCCAUGAAAGACAUCUUUGACAUGAGACCCUUUGAGGAUGCUCUAAAGAUGCACGAGGCUGGUGGUGUCAGUGGUAACGGUGGGGUGUGUGUUUUGAAGAACCAGUGGCCCAGCCCGCCCCGACGUCGUGCCCCUGUCGCCCCUACAGAGGAGCAGCUCCGGCGGGAGGCCUGGUACCACGGUCGUAUGAGUCGCCGUGAUGCUGAGAAACUGCUGGUCCGAGACGGGGACUUCCUGGUACGAGACAGUGCCACCAACCCAGGCCAGUAUGUCCUGACAGGCAUGCACUGUGGUCUGCCCAAACACCUGCUACUGGUGGACCCAGAGGGAGUGCCUACUCCUCCUCGUCACUGUCAGGUACGCACCAAAGACAUGCUGUUUGAGAGCAUUAGUCACCUGAUCAGCUACCACCUGAAGAACGAGCUGCCCAUCGUGGCAGCCGAGAGCGAGCUGCACCUCAAACAGGUGGUCCGGAGGAAACAGUGACCCAGCCAGCCACAGAGGGGAUGACUUUCUGGAAUGGAGUCAGAGGUGUGUCCAUGUAAGCCCAAGGGUGGAAGAUCUUCACUGCCAUAUCCAUAUCCCCAGAAUCAGAGCUUUCACUGGGGUAGGAGGACACAGGCGACUCCCUUUUCCCAGGACACAGGAGCAUUGCUACAGUACUUGGCUUCCUCCCGCAGUGCCAACAACUGUCCACCAUUUCCGCCUGAACUCUCAGCAUGCAGUCAUUAAGCUAACAAACACCUGGAUGCCUCAGAAAGGGAGGUAACAGACCAGACAAUCACAAGGAUGGAAUUCUAGGUCAGAGGUCACAGAUGGUCCGAGGUCAGAUGACAUCACACAGUGACAAACAGUAGUUGUUCCAUAGGAAAUGAUUAUUUUCGAGUGCAUGAUGAUGUUGCAGCUCAUACUGAAUUUCAAACUGCUGUAGUCAUGCACAGUCCCAGAAUGAUUUGGGUUCCCUGUGUCUUUCACUGAACAAAUGUGAACAUUCAUAGACAAAAACAUUGUAAAUGAUAUGUAAGAAAAUCCUGGCAGAAAAACAUCACUCAAUUGUUUCAUCAUGAAGUAGCAACUGCACCUUCAUGAGAUGUAUUCAUAUGUAGUCUCAGGACCAAAUUCUGCAGGCUUUAAAUAUCUGAUAGCAUAUGCUUUAGAGAUACAGUACUAACCAGACACAAACCUAAAAAAUGUGUCUGUCCCUCUGUCUCCUCAAUAUCCACAAGACUACAUAACACAAAAUACAUGGGCAGAACUCUGAAUAUCAAUGUGAUUGUUCAAUUAUAACCACAUACUUGUCAAAGUGUUUGUAUCGGACAGUUGGCUCGUCAUUGAAUACCUACCCGAGUCGUGUAUUAUCAAGCCUACUGUAUGAAGAGAGCACUGGUCAGAGCCUGUACUCUCAGAAGGCAGACUACAGUACCACACAUGACUCAGUGUAUAUAUAAUGAACAUCUCCUCAGUUCAGUGCCUUAAUUGUCCAUGUGUUUCAUAUCUUUCCUCUCAAAUCGCUUGUACAGUGUCAUACAUUCUACAUCUACCACCGAAGAAAUACAGUAGUGUGGAAUGUAUGUAUGCCCUGAGAGCAAAUUACACAUUUUCUUGCCAUGCCAAACCAUACUUUAAUCAAUGAAUAGAGUGGACUGAAAGAAAUCACCCAUUUUUAUUGUGAAACUUUCUAUAAGCUGCUGAUUAAUGGGGGGGGGAUACUGUAUACUGUAGCACCUCCCACAGUGUGUUCUGAUUGGUUGUCCUAUUAUGUGCUUCCUGUUCUAUUGUACGAGUCCUCCAAUCAAUAAUCUUUGCAGGCAUGGGCCCUAACUGAUUUGAUCAGGAUUCUGUGUUAAUGGCAACAUGUUUGAUCAAUCAAUAGGGGAUCCUUUGGUCUCUGCUGUAUCUUUCUCUCAAAGAAGAAAGAGAGGACAUUGCUUUCUGUGAUGUUAGUAUACUUUAUGCAACUUUUCUAAAAGGACCCCUUUGCUUCCUCAGGGCUUUCUGGUAUCUACUCUUCUUUAAACUAAAUGCAUUUUUGCAAUAAAAUAUGUCAAAAUUAAGGUUAUUCAAAUGUGCCUGAUUUAGGGCUGACCUCAAUUAGUCAACUGGUUGAUGUUUGGUCGUUAGGCUGUUGGUCGACCAAUAAUGUUUUAGACGAUCAAGGAUCUCUGUACUUUGCUCCGUUCAUCUUUCCCUCGAUCCUGACUAGUCUUCCUGUCGCUGAAAAACAUCCCCACAGCAUGAUGCUGCCACCACCAUGCUUCACUGUAGGCAUGGCCUUUCUCAUGGUCUGAGAGUCCUUUAUGUGCCUUUUGGCAAACUCCAUGCAGACUGUCAUGUACCCUUUCACUGAGGAGUGGCUUCCGUCUGGCCACUUUACCAUAAAGGUCUGAUUCGUAGAGUGCUGCAGAGAUGGGAGAACCUACCAGAAGGACAACUAUCUCCCCAGAGGAACUCUGGAGCUCUGUUAGAGUAACCAUCGGGUUCUUGGUCACCUCCCUGACCAAGGCCCUUCUCCCCCGAUGGCUCAGUUUGGCCUGGCCUCUAGAAAGCGUCUUGGCGGUUCCAAACGUCUUCUAUUUAAGAAUGAUUGAGACCACUGUGUUCUUGGGGACCUUCAAUGCUGCAGAAAUGUUUUGAUACCCUUCCCUAUAUCUGUGCCUCAACACAAUCCUGUCUCAGAGCUCUACAGACAAUUCCUUCAACCUCAUGACUUUUUUCUCUGACAUGCACUGUCAACUGUAGGACCUUAUGUAGACAGAUGUGUGCCUUUCCAAAUAAUGUUCAAUCAAUUGAAUUUACCAUAGGAUGACUCCAAGUUGUGGAAACAAUGGAAACGGGAUGCACCUGAGCUCAAUUUCGAGCCUCAUAGCAAAGGGUCUGAAUACUUAUGUAAAUAAGGUAUUUCUGUUUUUUUAUAUAGAUUUGCAAACAUUUCUAACAACCUGUUUUUUCUUUGCAAUUAUGGGGUAUUGUGUGUAGAUUGAUGAGGAAAAUAUUUUAUUUAAUCAAUUUUAGAAUAAGAUUGUAAUGCAGCCUCCAGAGGCAUCGCCAUGCGCCUCCCACAUUUUGUAACAAUGCGGAGGGGUCUGUAUAGCUCAGCAUUGACAUGCUUAGUUGAUGGUAGGUGGGAGAGGUACAUACUGUAUAAACACAAACUCACUUCCUUGACAACAGCUCUGCACUACGGCCAUAUCCGUAAAUGCCAUAAAUGCGCCCAGAUGCACAAUGCACUUCUCACUCCAGAAUGCGCGCUCUCCUGCCAAUUUGUGCACGUUCCUUGUUUCAUAACUUAAUUGUGUGAAUUGUUUGCAUUUCAUUGUUAUUGUAUAUCAAUUCCCCAUUACAUAUAUCACCAGUAGUACAUUUACCAUUAAUUCCGAUAAUGUCCAUGUUUAUGCAUUCAAUAUUAUUAUUCCAAUGUUCCUGUUCUCAUUCUCGGAGUAGACACAUUGUUUGCAGAGUGCACAACCUAUGCUACACCUGUGAGACAAAAGUUUUGUUUUGUUUAAAUCCAUUUAGGCGUUCUGUCAAUUUAGUCAUUGUCUUUUGUUUAGAGCGCCCUUGUCAAUGUUGAGUAAGUAGGCCCAUAGGCUACCUGACCUGUGCGCAAACCUAGUCAUAUAAAUGUGCCCAUUGGGGAUCUGAUUGGCUUAACGCACCACCACUAAUGAAUGACCUGUGGAGUUUCUCUGUUUUCUUUACCUCAAACAGCAAGAAACGAAGCCUGUUUUUAUAUCCAUUGAGAACGACAAUACUUUGUUCCUCAAUGUAUCUGAAAAAUCUUUCCAGCUCUCUCCCUUUCGAUAACCACUCAAAUGUCAUGCUCUGAUCCAGUGGAAACAUAAUACAAUAGGCUUCUUAUCAGUGCCUGGCUUGACUUGGACUGAAAUAUGUUCCGGUACUCGUUUUGGGUGCUGGUACUGUUUAUAUUUAGGUUCAGGAACUGCACAAUACUUUUGAGCUGCUAAUAUUCUUUAAGGGGAACAGGAGCUUAAACAGUAGAACAUUUGAGGUGCUGGUAUUCAGCUCCGUUGAGGUCUUGUCAUGGACCGGCUCAUCUCCCGUAACAAAGAGGCAACAACAAAAAUAUAUUUACUAACUAAAGUAAACUAUAAACAAGUAACAAUAGUGUGUGUAGUCAGUAAUCAGUAGUGUGAGUGAAUGGUUGCAAAAUAAAAUGAAUUAAUUAAUUAAAAGUGAAAGAAGUGAGUGGUUGCGUGCAUAGAUGGUGAUAAUGACAGGUCUUGAGAGGUGCCAAAACAAACAAACCAAAAAUGGACCGAGGUAAAAAGAGUUUCAGGAUGGAUAUUCGCGCUUUCAAACCAUUUCAGCCACAGACUCCAAAUAAGUGUCAUGGUGUUGCGCACAACAUUGUACAGGUCUUAUUUUCACGAUUUGGACCUUAAUUCGCGUUAAAAAGCUAAUAAACAUGUGGAAAUGUAAGCGGUAUUUUGUAUCCUGUUGAAUUAGUUAGGGAGCGUAAACAAGGUACAAACUUUUUUUUACGUUUGAAUUUCAAUAGCUCCUUGGUCAUGUGACCAACUGACCUCAUAGAAAGUUCAGAAUGUCCACCGACUACCCUUCUAUAUUGCACACCUUUUAGUUUGUCCAUUUUCAUCUCAAGAUUUUACAUUAAUUUUUCAAACUUUCAAAUUUAAAUAGCUCCUUGGUCAUGUGACCAACUGACUUCAAACAAGGUUCAGAAUGUACAAGCAGCAUGCCAACACAUUGCACACCCUUUAUUUUUUCCAUUUUAAUUUCACACGUUUUUACAUAAACAUUUUUAACUUUCUAGUUUCAAUAGCUCCUUGGUCAUGUAACACUCAGUGGUCCUUCACACUGCACACCUGUCUGUCCAUUUUCAUCUCACGCAAUUUUACAUGAAUUUUCUGUUUUUCAAUUACUCUAAUUUCAAUAGCUCCUUAGUCAUGUGACCUACUGACCUCAAAGAAGGUUCAGAAUGUCCACUAAUUGCCCCUCUAUAUUGCACAUCUUUUAGUUUGUCCAUUGACUGUACAUUCUGACCAAAAGAGCUAUUGAAAUGUGAAAGUUUGAAAAAUUAAUGUAAAAACAUGAGAUGAAAAUGGACAAACUAAAAGGUGUGGAAUAUAGAAGGGUAGUCAGUGGACAUUCUGAACCUGGUUUAAAUCUAGUAGGUAACAUGACCAAAUAGCUAUUGAAAUUAGAAUGUUUACAAAAUUCGUGUGAAAUCAUGUGGGAUGAAAAUGGACAAACUAAAGCGUGUGCAAUAUGUAGGCCCACUGAGUGUACAUUCUGAACCUUGUCUGAGUCCAGUAGGUCAAAUGACCAAGGAGCUAUUGAAAUUAGAAAGUUAAAAAAUGUAGUGUAAAAACCUGUGAGAUGAAAAUGGACAAACUAAAGGAUGUGCAAUAUAUAGGGGUAGUUAGUGGACAUUCUGAACUUUGUUUGAGGUCAGUAGGUCACAUGACCAAGGCGCUGUUAAAAUUAGAAACAUUGAAAAAUCAUGUCAAAUUGUGUGAGAUGACAAUGGACAAACUAAAGGGUGUGUAAUGUGUGUUGGACCCAAUCCACAGCACUCUCCCUUCAUCUGGAUUUAUUAGGAAAUUCGGCUAAUGGAUGUCAGGCUUUAUGGGAGCACAUGUCAGCCCCCACCGAUAUCCCUGGCCUAGCCUAAAACAGAGGAAAUCGAUGAAAAGCUUCUGCAUGUUAGUCCUAUCACUUUUGAGCUUUUAGUAUUUAUUUAUCCAAUAAAUAAACAUCUAAACAAGGA